GACAGCACUAGUCUUAUAACUUGCGGCUAAGUUUGAUAUUAGUCCUUAGACUUGUAAAUUUAAUUUUACGAACUUUAAACUCUUUAACGAGCUUUAAUUUAAUUCGCUUACUUUUUUUUAUUAGAGAGGCGACUAUUGUUCACUCCAAUGCAUCUGUACAUUUAUCUAUCUUUUAUCUUAUUUUAUAUUUUAAUUCUACCGCUCAUUGGAUAUAAUCCAUUACAUUACAGAUAGUAAAACGUGAAUCUCUUUUUUUUUCUUUUUCUUCUUUUUUUGAUCUUUCGACGUACAAUGUAUUAUAAAAUUUAAAUUCAAUUCACGUUUCUUGGAUCCGAUCAAUCAGACGGAGCAGUUUUUCGCUCUUAAAACGAUCUAAACAUGUUCCCGCCACCCCCCCCUUAUAUUUUCACCUUUUCCCACUCUGCUCACUAUUUGCUUCCUCUACGGGAGUUUUGGGGUGCAUCCAAAGGCCCCAAACCAUACACAACUUAAGAUGCUUUAAAUGUCUCUCCUUACACUCGCCUCGUUUGUUCACAGCCCCUUGGUUUCUUUUGAAACCGUUAGUGCGUGCAAGGUGUUUGAUGAAAUGCUACACUGAUGAAGCACUAGAGCUUCUUGAGUUCUUUCCCAGUCCUUCCCGUUAUUGUUCUACAAGCUUGGUGAUGGGAACUCUCCGCUGCUCUUCUGGGCUCACGAUUGUACUAAAUGGAAAUUGCUCCAAACCAUGUAAGAACUACAAUGGGCUCUCGCGGAUGCACGGAUGCUCGAAAGCCCGAGUAUCAAUUUUUACUAAUUUCAAGAACCCAUGCUUGAGAGCCUUCGAAUUGCUUGCUGUUCAUUCGGCCGCGACGGAUCUUGAGAUCAUAGAUAGCCCGGUUGCGGAGGAAACCAUAAAUCCUUAUCCUUAUCCACUUUCGCAACCUCUUCGGCGCCGAUGGUGCGAAGAUGAUCGGUUGUGGACUGCUUCAGAGAUUGCAGAAGCCAUUAACGGAGAAAUUAUUCGCCGAGCUCCCUCCGGAACCAUCUCUAUCGACAGCCGUACGCUGGUGCCCGGCCAGUGGUUUUUCGCAAUUCAUGGCGAGAAUUUCGAUGGCCAUGAUUUCGUCGACGAGUCAUUAGCUGAUAAAGGUUGCGUCGGAAUCAUAGGAAAUAGAGUGUGUGGGAACUGGGAUAGGGGUUUCAUUAGAGUGGAAGGGGAUACACUCAUUGCCCUAGAGAAGUUGGCGAAGUACGCACGUAAUAGGUUCGACGGCAUUUUGGUGGGCUUAACCGGGAGUGUAGGAAAGACUACAACAAGAAGCAUGAUUAGUCUCGCACUCGAGAGCCUUGGGCGCACGCACCAAACUCGCGGGAACUUCAAUUAUAUGGUCGGGGUCUCACUUACGUUGAUUGGAAUACCUUUGGAUGCGAAAUUUGCGGUUGUGGAAUUAGGGUUCGGAGGGCUGGAAGGAGAGAUACUGAAGAUGGCACAAAUGUGCCAGCCGUCAGUGAGAGUACUUCUGAAUGUGCGGCAUUCUCAUAUGGAGCACUUCACUAGUUUGGAAGAUGUUGCGAGAGCCAAAGGGGAGCUGUUAAAAGAGGCGCAGCCGGGUGACAUUUGCGUACUUAAUGCAGAUGAUCCUCUUAUCAUGAAUGUUCCUGUGCCAGCUGGUGUGCAGAAGGUGCUUUUUGGGCAAAAGAGAGGAUGUGAUGUUCGAUUGGCAUUGGCUGAGAGCAUUGAUGGGGGUCGUUCAGUGCGUGUGGUCUUAGAAAGUAACGUAAGUGCAUACCGCAAUCUGUUUCCGGUUCCAAGAGAAUCGGUUCAUGAGCUGGUUGAAUUUAAAAUCCCUGCCCCUGGUCUUCAUCUGGCAACAAAUGCAUGCGCUGCAGCAGCAGUUGCAGCAUCUUUAGGAAUUCCCCUUGCCCAAAUCGGAGAAUCCUUAUCGAGAUUCAGGCCUGUUCCCAUGAGAUCAGACGUCCAAGUUACAGAAGACGGCAUUACGAUCAUUGAUGACACCUACAAUGCGAACCCCACAAGCAUGGCAGCGGCUAUAAAUUCCCUAAAAACAAUGCAAUGCAUGGGUAAAAGGGUCGCAAUACUUGGGGAUAUGCUCGAAUUGGGUGCCGCAGAGGCUGAGGCUCAUGAGCUUGUGCUGAAACUUUGUUCUGAUCCUUGUAUUGGGUUGGUGAUAUUAGCCGGGAAGAGAUUCACUGCAGCAGCGGAGAAAGUGAAUUUUAUGAGGAAUCAUAAUGUUCUCUGUGCUACUGAUGCAGAAUCGCUUCUUGCAAGAAUGAAUGAGCUGUUGGCUGCGGGAGAUGUAGUUUUGGUAAAGGGCAGCCGGGGAAUGCAGAUGGAGAAGGUUGUCGAUAUGAUUAAGGCAGUCAGUGGCUAGCAGAAAAGCCAUCUUCACGAUUAUGACAACUUUAAUAUCUGUGCUGUUGGUGUAUCUUUAAACUGUAAUCAUAGAUAUGAAGACUAGUUGAAAAGCUGCAAUGUUUCUUCAUUUGGAGAUGAUGUAAUUAUAUUCGCGGUUCUGAAGGCAUUCAAAUGUCAUCAGCAACCGUAAUGCUACAUGUAAUUUAAAUGAUCGUAAAUAUAUAAUCUUUGUUACAGUUACCUGUAAACUUUCAUUAUAUUGUCUGAAUGAUGUAUUAGUUGAAAUCUUCUGAUGAUGUUUAGUUGGAAUAAAAUCUGUUAAUAGGAGAGGAUUGCUUGCUCAAA
This is a messenger RNA of Ananas comosus (pineapple), 2701 nucleotides long. RefSeq names its product UDP-N-acetylmuramoyl-tripeptide--D-alanyl-D-alanine ligase-like. Gene Ontology annotation, molecular function: ATP binding; UDP-N-acetylmuramoyl-tripeptide-D-alanyl-D-alanine ligase activity. The transcript is spliced from 3 exons. The coding region runs from base 582 to 2372 and encodes 596 amino acids. The record is from RefSeq and is a predicted model, not a curated record. Lineage: Eukaryota; Viridiplantae; Streptophyta; Magnoliopsida; Poales; Bromeliaceae. Gene Ontology annotation, biological process: biosynthetic process; cell wall organization.